Henningerozyma blattae CBS 6284 is the source of this 1350-nucleotide messenger RNA. RefSeq lists its product as uncharacterized. The transcript has a single exon. NCBI's taxonomy places the organism in Eukaryota, Fungi, Ascomycota, Saccharomycetes, Saccharomycetales, Saccharomycetaceae. The coding region runs from base 1 to 1350 and encodes 449 amino acids. Gene Ontology annotation, cellular component: nucleus. The record is from RefSeq and is a predicted model, not a curated record.
AUGUGGCCGCAUCGCCUCCGCUCCACCCAGCGACCCGCCAGCGUCAGCAACGUGGCCGCUACGCUAACCCUGUUGAGACUGUUCUCCGCCCCACGCUACAAAGGACACCCUGCAACAAGCAUACGACUAGGCUGCGACGACUCUCACCACGGCAUGCUACGCUCCACGGCACGCUCUUGUUGCCCCACCUCCUGUGUUUGGCCCUGCGGAAUGUGCGCCCCACCGCAUUAUAUAUACGUGCCCCGUCGCAGAUCUCCACCGAUCUUGCCCGAUCCCUUCAGAUCGCACCACACCUCCACGCUCCACCCCCCAGCUGUCCAUGCUCGCCCACUCUACAUUCGCCCACUCCACGCUGCACGCCGUCGCCACUGCCCCCCCACGGACGCCAGACACUCCGCGGCGGCGGCACACGCGGCCCAUUCCACAUAUAUUCCUCCCCUGCUGCCUCACGUUUCUGCCUCCUACACACACGUUCCGUACACAGCCGCCCACGUCACUCCUCCUGUGUACGCGUCGCCUCUGGCUCAGCCGCUCUUUGCCAGAACUGAGGCCGUGCCGGCGCGCAAAAACAGCAUCGCCACCUUGCUAAACACAGCCGCCGAGCAGCCGCUGUUCUUGCCGUCGCUCCACUCUUCCUCGUCGCUCCACUCUUCCUCGGCGCUCCAUUCUUCCUCGUCGCUUCACUCCUCCUCCACCCUCCACUCCUCCAGCUCCGCUAGUUCAGCUUCCACGUCGCCUCUCCAGCCUCGUUCUUCGCUCCACGUCGCUGCCCACCUCCCCACCCUUGCAACCAUGUUCGAUUCCCAGGCAAGACUCUCCACACAGCCACCACAAAAAGUCAUUCUGCCUUCGAUCUCCUCGCAAUUCCUCCCCAUCUCCAACGGUCCGGCCACUUCCGCCAUAAUAACCCCAAUCUCAAGCCCCCCACAGUUGCCGCUCCAAUCCCCAGCAGCCGCUGCUCCUCCUCCUCCCGUGGAAUUCUCCGACUCUUUUCAAACUAUUAAUAUUCCAAAUUUACCCGCGCAGGCCGCAUCUCCUAAUUCCUCCCCCUCCUCCCCUGCUUCCUUACAAAGUAAACCAAUCAUUAGAAAAUACAAAUCCAAAUCAAACAAGAAAUUGCCCAAGCGCAAAGUCGCAAGACACCAGUGCAAGAUUUGUGGCAAACUAAUGACCAGAUCCAGUUCGUUACAAACCCACAUGUAUGUCCAUACAAACUAUAGACCUUUCAAAUGCAAUUGGGAAAAUUGUGGCAAGACUUUUAAUGUCAAGUCGAAUUUGAAUAGACAUUGCAAGUUACAUCUAAGACGCCAGGCAAAGACCACUGACGACGGUACAGGCGGCAACAAAUAA